This is a messenger RNA of Cladophialophora immunda, 801 nucleotides long. RefSeq lists its product as uncharacterized. The record is from RefSeq and is a predicted model, not a curated record. The coding region runs from base 1 to 801 and encodes 266 amino acids. The transcript is spliced from 2 exons. Lineage: Eukaryota; Fungi; Ascomycota; Eurotiomycetes; Chaetothyriales; Herpotrichiellaceae.
AUGUUUACAGGAAUCACUCUAACAGAGUCGGCUGUAUGUCCAAGGUGUCAAGGUCCGCUGCAGUGGGAACAAGUUCCCGCUCCAAGCCAGCCAAUAAAAUCUGCAGAAUUGCAGAUGGGGAAUAGAAAACGCGCUCUGAGCGAUGUCGGCUUCAACGGCGGCGACGAUGCCGUGGCACAGUCUGAGAAGACGAACGUUGGUGCCGGCAGAGAAGACUCGGGAGCAGAGGCGAAAAGCCGCUACCGCAGAGACGGUGAACUUCAAACAGCAGAUAGAAUCUCUCAUGGUCCGACCGAGUCUGGAAGACAUUCCAUCAUUGCAAGAAUCUGUUACAGCUGCAGCGAAUAUGUGGACACCGAUCCAGCAGAGCUGAGCAAUCUGAAAGAUGAGCACACACCACUUCUGCUGGCCGUUUUGGAUUUCUCCAGCGGUCUAGAUCAGGAAUUGGUGUCUUUCGAAGAAAUCCAUCAAGACGUCCGUGUAAUGCUUGAGGCUAUGGAUGAUAUUGUCGCCAACGCACCCUCCAAGGAAUCUCUGGACAGCGGGUUGGGUUUUGGCAAACAAAAGAUCCAAGCGCGUGUUGAUGUUUUAGCGCAACAUGUAUGUGGCUUGAUGACCGCGUUCAAGCGGAUAUAUGUCAAGGUGCGGGUCAUCCCUGCCUUGACCAGUUACAUGCAGAAAAAGGUUCUCUUGCAGACAUGGGAGGCUGCCCAUCUCAUGCUUAUGGAGAUUCUUGUCCUUAAGAGCGACCAGCAGGGAGCUCCCAAUAGCACAAGAUCUGAUGUGGAGGACUUCCCAUAG